UGUGACGUCACGAGCGUAGCUCGCGUGCGCGAACAUGGCGGUUCCUGCGACGACGAACGACUCCGAGAAAAGUGCUGAAAGUUACGAGGCGAAGCGAAGACAUGACGGGGAUCAGCAUUAAAAGUCUGCGGAAGAGUCCAGCGGAUGUUCGGUGAGGAGUCGAUCCCGACAGGAGAGCCGUAAAGACGGCGCGGAGAGAGUUUACUGUCGCCUGAGGAGCGAGAGACACGCGGAAGUGACGAGAGACUUUAACAACUACAACUCCAACAAACUCCAGCUAAACAACACAAACCAAAGCCGCACCGACCCAGAGCUAACCCGGGAUCAAACUCCGCGGAUUCCCGCUUCAGGGUUUCUGAGGGAGUUCAAACAGCGGCCUCGCGCCGACUUUUAACGUUGCUUGUGUUUAACUACCUGAACUUUCGUCUGAAGGCGGGUUUCUUUCGAGCAACGGCGUUAUUUACGUCAGUGACGUCGAUUAUUUACUCGUUUACAGACGAUACAGAUGCGUAAGAAUGACCUCUGACUGACACGCGAUCACUAGCAAAGAGACCCCUCACGGUUUAGCUUUUAAUGAACCGUAAGAUUUUUCACUUUCCCGCUCAUUAUUAAUAAUAAUAAUAAUAAUAAUGAUGAUGAUGAUGAUGAUGAUGAUGAUGAUUGACUAGAGCUCAGCGCGCGCGAGGUGACGCGAACUAAUUAUGAGAUCCGACGCGCGUUCACGUUAGCGUGACGUCACUAUGAUUGACAGCUCCGCAGAGCGUGCCUGCGCCGGAGGUUCCAGUGAAGGUGAUUGGUUCUGAUUCUGAGGAUGGAUGCGUGUCCCUCAACGCUGUCUGUUCUGUUCUUGAAAGCACGCAGCUCUCUUUAGCUUCUAUGCACUCAAAGCCGUGAAGUCUGACGUCCAGCAGUCGAUGCAUGACCCGAGACCAGACCGCCCUCGUCUCUCCGUGGUCAGUAACGCCCCGUGAUCCCUUAUGGGGCAGCAGCCUGGGAAGUUAGUCGGGGACCAGAGGAGACCGAGUCUGCCGGCGCUGCCUUUCAUCAAGGGAGCAGGGAAGAGAGAGACGUCUAGACAGGGAGCUCAGCACUGCAAUGUGUUCACCGUCCACGAAGCGCUCCAGCGGCCGGAUUUCGAUGCUCCGGGUCUGUCCGAGGCGGCGCGCUGGAACUCCAAAGAGAAUCUGCUGGCCGGACCCAGCGAAAAUGACCCCAAUCUGUUCGUAGCGCUGUACGACUUCGUCGCUAGCGGCGAUAACACGCUCAGCAUCACCAAAGGAGAGAAGCUGAGGGUUCUGGGAUACAAUCACAAUGGCGAGUGGUGCGAGGCGCAGACCAAGAACGGCCAGGGCUGGGUUCCCAGCAACUACAUCACGCCCGUCAACAGCCUGGAGAAGCACAGCUGGUAUCACGGGCCCGUGUCCCGCAACGCCGCCGAGUACCUGCUGAGCAGCGGCAUCAACGGCAGCUUUCUGGUGCGCGAGAGCGAGAGCAGCCCGGGUCAGAGGUCGAUCUCGCUGCGCUACGAGGGCCGGGUCUAUCACUACCGCAUCAACACAGCCUCGGACGGCAAGCUGUAUGUUUCGUCAGAGAGCCGCUUUAACACGCUAGCGGAGCUGGUUCACCAUCACUCCACCGUCUCCGACGGCCUCAUCACCACGCUGCAUUACCCAGCGCCCAAACGCAACAAGCCCACCAUCUACGGCGUCUCACCCAACUACGACAAAUGGGAGAUGGAGCGCACCGAUAUCACCAUGAAGCACAAGCUGGGCGGAGGACAGUAUGGAGAGGUGUACGAGGGCGUCUGGAAGAAGUACAACCUGACUGUGGCCGUCAAAACACUAAAGGAGGACACAAUGGAAGUGGAAGAGUUUUUAAAAGAAGCUGCGGUCAUGAAAGAAAUCAAACACCCGAACCUGGUGCAGCUGUUGGGUGUCUGCACACGGGAACCUCCGUUUUACAUCAUCACCGAGUUCAUGACCCACGGAAACCUGCUGGAUUACCUGCGUGACUGUAAUCACGAGGAGGUCAAUGCUGUGGUGCUGCUCUACAUGGCCACGCAGAUCUCCUCUGCCAUGGAGUAUCUGGAGAAGAAGAACUUCAUCCACAGGGAUCUGGCUGCCCGUAACUGCUUAGUCGGGGAAAACCACUUGGUCAAAGUGGCAGAUUUUGGACUGAGUCGCCUGAUGACUGAAGAGACCUACAUAGCCCACGUAGGAGCCAAGUUUCCCAUUAAAUGGACCGCCCCGGAGAGUCUGGCCUAUAAUAAAUUCUCCAUCAAGUCAGACGUGUGGGCAUUUGGUGUCUUGCUUUGGGAAAUUGCGACCUAUGGGAUGUCUCCGUAUCCUGGCAUCGACUUGUCUCAAGUGUAUGAGCUACUAGAGAAAGAUUACCGCAUGGACAGACCGGAGGGAUGCCCAGAGAAAGUCUAUGAGCUCAUGAGGGCCUGUUGGAGGUGGAAACCUGCAGAGCGGCCUUCUUUCGCUGAAACCCACCAGGCGUUCGAGACGAUGUUUCAAGAGUCCAGUAUCUCUGACGAGGUGGAGAAAGAGCUGGGUAAGAAGGGCAAGAAGCUGACCCUGGGUCCGAUACAGCAGGCUCCAGAACUUCCCACUAAGACGAGGACUCUGCGAAGACAUACGGACAGCAGGGAUGGCGACAGUCCGGACGCAGCCGAGGCUGAGGUCACCGGGCCCCCGAUGCUCCCGAGGCCCGUCCUCGAUAGCAACCUUAACGAAGACGAUCGCUGCCUAGCCAAAGAUAAAGAUAAGUUCCGAAUGAAUCCAUUCAGUUUAAUCAAGAAAAAGAAGAGAACGGCUCCAGCGCCUCCUAAACGCAGCAGCUCCUUCGGGAAGAUGGAUGGGCCCCUGGAUCGAAGAGGACUGAAUUCUGACUGCAGAGAGGAUUUCAAUAAUGAUGGCAUCGAGCCUUCCAAAAUGUUCGCCUCCAACAAUACAGCGAUCAUUGGAGUCACCAACGGAGCACCGGUGUAUCCCGGUCAGCUCUUUUCAUCUCAUUCACGGAAAAAGGGCACAGCGUCCGGCGGCGGAGGGAAGCUAGCCACAACUCCACCCACAGAAGAAGACCCCAUAUCAAACUCCAAGCGCUUCUUAAGGUCUUCUUCUGCCUCUAGCAUGCCUCCAGGGUCCGAGCGCACAGAGUGGAAGUCGGUCACUUUGCCCCGUGAUAUCCAGUCGUCUCACUUCGAUUCGGGAACCUUCGGAGGAAAGCCAGCUCUGCCUCGCAAGAAAGCUGAUUGUGUACCCCGCGGCGGCACUCUUACUCCUCCACCGCGCCUUCCCAAGAAAACCGACUCUGAUGCCCCAGAUGAAGUGUUUAAGGACUCUGAGUCAAGUCCUGGAUCGAGUCCCCUGACUCUGACACCGAAGCUCAGCCGCCGCACAGAGAACUCCAAAACGAGUGCCUUGCAAGCGGAGCUGUUCAAACCCAGUGUGCUUCCUCCUCUAGGAGACGAAUGCAGACCUCGCAGGCUCAAGAACUCUUCUGAAGUCCCUGGACAAAGAGACAAGGGGAAGUUCGCCAAACCCAAACCAGCUCCUCCUCCGCCUCCGGUCUCGAGCGGCAAAUCCGGGAAGACUUCAAGGAGUCCCACUUUUGACGUUUCAUCGGAUACCAAAGUCAAAGGCUCGUCUGAACAAAGCCCUCCCAGUCCCAGCUCCGCAGAACAAGGCAAAGGCCUUUCCCAAGAAAGUGCUAAGAAAGUGCCAAAAAACACCUCAAAAGUGAACCCUCCAAAGACGACGUCUAUAUCCCAGAGCGGUCAGCUGCCAGGGAUGGGAACAGGAUCGGCAGUCGGUGAUCCAGGAUCCAACUUCAUUCCCCUCAUGACGACCCGGCGCUCGUUAAGGAAGACGCGGCAGCCCUCGGAGCGGCUCUCUAACUCCUGCAUCACGCGUGAGAUGGUCCUGGAGAGCACCGAGCUCCUGCGAGCCGCCAUCGGACGUAUUUCAGAGCAGACCGGCAGCCACAGUGCGGUGCUGGAAGCCGGCAAGAAUCUGUCCAAGUAUUGCGCGAGCUACGUGGAGUCCAUCCAGCAGAUGCGCAACAAGUUUGCGUUCCGUGAAGCCAUCAAUAAGUUGGAGAGCAGCCUGCGCGAGCUGCAGAUCUGCCCUGCUGCCACCGGGGGAGCCAACACGCCUCAAGACUUUUCCAAGCUGCUUUCCUCCGUCAAAGAGAUCAGUGACAUUGUUCAGAGGUAGCGGAGAAGAGCUCGGAGGCGACCCGUAUUAUCCGAGUGGUAUCCCAUCGACCCACCUCAGCUUUACUUAUGCCAAAUACAGGAACAUUUCCCAACGGUUCAGUGUCUUAUUACUGUGCACAGAUGCAGAGGAACCGUUCCUCCAGAGUCCGUUUGGCAAUCUUAAGGUAGCACAGGUCCAAGUUGACUUGAUUGAGUCUUUCACAGUAAUUCCUUGACUUUCCUCGAUGCAAACUUUUUUUUAAAUAUUUUUUUAAUAGUAAAAAUAUCUAUAAAUUCUGGAUUUAAGAUGCUUACUAAGUAAAACUUUGUCUUGUUGUCUGGAAAAAUGAUUAAAAUUUUCUUUGUUUUUGUUUAAAACAAGUAAAAAUAAUCUUGUUUAGCCUUUGAAUUAAGUGUGUUUUUCAUAAACCAUUGCAAUAUAUUUUUAUUUGUUUUAAGCAAAAAAUAACAAAAGUUGGGAUUUGAGGUUGUUGUUUUUUUUAGAAAACAAGAUAAGUUUUACUUGUCAAGUGAAUGCAUCUUGAUUCAAUAAUUUGUAGUGUGUUUUUAUUAGAAAACGAGACAAAAGUGCUAAGGAAGAAUAUUUUUUUUUGCAGUGCUUCUCUGCAAGUAUUUGAUAAAAACAGCAUUACUUCAUGACUGACAGAAAAACACCUCAUGUGCCUCACAUUUCCAAACGUUUUUACGGGAUCAAAAUGUAUUUUUGCAGUACAUACACGAUCAUACUAUUGAUAAAGACUUGUUUCGCUUAGUUUUAGUAUGAUUGGUCAAGAAAGCUCUUCGUUGCGAGAUGUGAACGCUCCCUGUGAUAUGAGGAACUUGAUUAUGGAAUCGACUGAUCACGUAUUCUGAUUGCGACACUGUGCCAUGAUUGACAUUUCAGCGAUGCGGUCGGAAAGUCGGUUUUCCCAUCUUUUCGAGGAUUAUGAACAAGUGUUCCUUCAGCACAAUCACUGCAGACUCCUUUCUGAAAAUACAGUCGCCUUAAAGAGACUCGCUGGACAGGAAUCACGGAUCAGCGAACGAAACACACUACUGUCUCAAGGAGAAAGACUUGAGAAGCUUAAGAAGCAGUAUAUGUAUAGAUGUUUUUGUAAUGUCCUCUGAGAGAUCUUCGGUUACCACUUAAGUUGUCAUUUCAAAGGUUUUCCACACACCACUGACAGAAGUGCUCCGGGGUCACGGACGUGAUCGGAGCGGCUUUAUCCGAUGACCACAAGCCCCACGAUUCUCACCGAGUCGAUGACUAUCUUACUAAAACUUUCCUGUCUGUUUUGCUUGUGUAAUUGAAAUGAUGCAGUUGUUUCAGUAUUAGUUUGUCUUUUCUGACACUUUGCCAUCAGACUGCGACGCCCGAGGAGGAGGAGGCCAAACACAAGCUGCCUUUAAUUCAACAUGGUACUACCAGUGUUGACAUUUCGUGUUUUUUUCCUUUUAAAAUCAUGCCACUACUUUUUCAUUUGUAUUCAAGCCUCACACUUUUGUAGACUAAUUGCUCGUCUUUGUAAAUACACGUCACCUAUUUUCAGUCCAUUCUUCCUGUAACCUUGGUGCAAUUUUUGUUGCAUAAAAUACAAAGCAAUUUUGCUACUUGAACAA
Puntigrus tetrazona (Sumatra barb) is the source of this 5821-nucleotide messenger RNA. RefSeq names its product c-abl oncogene 1, non-receptor tyrosine kinase (gene abl1). The record is from RefSeq and is a predicted model, not a curated record. NCBI's taxonomy places the organism in Eukaryota, Metazoa, Chordata, Actinopteri, Cypriniformes, Cyprinidae. Gene Ontology annotation, biological process: regulation of apoptotic process; protein phosphorylation. The transcript has 11 exons. The coding region runs from base 978 to 4220 and encodes 1080 amino acids. Gene Ontology annotation, molecular function: protein binding; non-membrane spanning protein tyrosine kinase activity; ATP binding.